Molecule: messenger RNA, 2636 nt
Organism: Mercurialis annua (annual mercury)
Lineage: Eukaryota; Viridiplantae; Streptophyta; Magnoliopsida; Malpighiales; Euphorbiaceae
Product: putative pentatricopeptide repeat-containing protein At3g15930
Exons: 1
Coding region: 251-2509 (752 amino acids)
Biological process (GO): RNA modification
Molecular function (GO): protein binding; zinc ion binding; RNA binding
Source: RefSeq, a predicted model, not a curated record
ACACUUAGCCGGAAAAAUCUCAUUUAAUAUAAAAUUAAUAUUUAGAAAUCAAAUGAAACAAAUUAUAUUUUAAUAACCAAAAUACAACCCUAAUUUUUAGUUCCUAUGGGUCUUAAAUAUUGUCAUGUAGCUUCAAUUAUUUUAUGAAAUGCAACUUACUUUGUUAUCAAAAACAGUUUGAAAUUAGUGUCUUUACAAUGGCAAUCUUACCAGCUAGCUCAGGCAAAACUUUAGUAUAGCAGAGUAUUUUAUGCUGCCAAUUUCAUUACAUUAUCAAACCCACUUCCCCUCCAUUACAAACCUUCAAUCCUUAAUUUUCAAGAAAAUGAUUGCCAUGACAUCAAUCUCAACUCCCCACUUAUUCACACCAACUCAUGAUCCCUCCCAUGAAACCCCAUCUUUUUCCCUCUUCCAAAACUGUAAAUCAAUGGACCAACUCAAGCAAAUCCACUCCCAAACCAUCAAAACAGGCACCAUAAUCAAACCCGUUGUCCAAAACAAGAUCCUUUCCUUGUGUUGUACUGAAGAAUUUGGAGAAAUGGAUUAUGCACGGAAGCUGUUCGACAGAAUGCCUGAACCAACAGUUUUUCAUUGGAACACAAUGUUGAAAGGGUAUUCGAGGAUUGAUUGUCCUAGACUUGGAGUUUCUAUGUACUUAGCCAUGUUGAAGUGUGGUGUUUUGCCUGAUUGUUACACUUUUCCUUUCUUGAUCAAGGGUUUUAAGAAAGAUGUUGCGGUUGAGUAUGGGAAAAAGUUGCAUUGCCAUGUGGUGAAAUAUGGAUUGGACUGUAACGUGUUUGCUCAGAAUGCGUUGAUAAAUAUGUAUGCUUCGUGUGGUUUAGUUGAUAUGGCUCGUGGGGUUUUCGAUAUGAGUUGUCAAACUGAUGCUGUCACUUGGAAUGCUAUGAUUUCGGGUUAUAAUAGAAUGAAGCGAUAUGAUGAAAGUAAGAAGCUUUUUCUCGAGAUGGAGACAAAAAGAGUGCUGCCUUCUUCGAUUACUCUUGUUUCGGUAUUAUCGGCUUGCUCUAAGUUGAAGGAUUUGGAGUGCGGCCGUAGAAUUCAUAAGUAUGUUUGUGACGGUGUUGUCGAGUCUAAUUUGAUUGUAGAAAAUGCUCUGAUUGAUAUGUAUGCUGCCUGUGGUGAAAUUGGUGUUGCACUUGGUAUUUUUGAGAAUAUGAAGAGUAGAGAUGUAAUUUCUUGGACUGGAAUUGUAGCGGGAUAUGCAAAUGUCGGACAACUUGAUAUUGCUAGAAAGUAUUUUGAUGAGAUGCCCGAAAGAGACUAUGUCUCAUGGACUGCAAUGCUCAAUGGAUAUCUCCGAGUGAAUUGUUUCAAAGAGGCUUUGAUUCUCUUCCGCGAGAUGCAAACAUUGAAUGUAAAACCAGAUGAGUUCACAAUGGUUAGCGUACUUACUGCUUGUGCACAACUUGGGGCACUAGAGCUAGGAGAAUGGGUAAGGACUUACAUUGACAAAAACAAAGUCAAGAAUGAUGCAUAUGUGGGGAAUGCUUUGAUAGACAUGUAUUUCAAAUGUGGGCAUGUUGAAAAAGCGAAAAGCAUAUUUAACGGUAUGCCUCAGCGAGACAAAUUUACAUGGACUGCAAUGAUUGUGGGCCUUGCCAUUAAUGGAUUUGGUGAAGAGGCUCUUGAUAUGUUCCACCGUAUGCUGAAUUCUUCAGUUACUCCGGAUGAGGUAACUUACAUUGGUGUUCUUAGUGCUUGUACUCACACUGGCAUGGUAAAUGAAGGAAGAAGGUUUUUUGCUACCAUGACCAUCAAACACGGAAUUGAGCCAAAUGUGACUCAUUAUGGAUGCAUGGUAGAUCUUCUCGGACGAUUUGGGCAUCUAAAAGAAGCUCAUGAACUAAUAAAGAAUAUGCCAAUGAAACCAAACUCCAUAAUUUGGGGAGCUCUUCUUGGUGGUUGUAGAAUUCAUAAAGACGCAGAAAUGGCCGAAUUUGCUGUUAAACGAAUGCUCGAGAUAGAGCCAGAUAAUGGGGCAGUUUAUGUUAUCCUAUGCAAUAUAUAUGCAGCUUGUAAUAAAUGGGACAAGUUGCGUGAGUUGAGAAAGGAAAUGAUGGAUAAAGGAAUUAAGAAAAUACCCGGUUGCAGUCUGAUCGAAAUGAAUGGAGUUGUUCAUGAAUUUGUUGCUGGAGACCAAUCUCAUCGGCAAACUGAAGAUAUAUAUCUGAAGUUGAAAGAAAUGACAAGUGAUUUGAAACUUGCAGGGUACUCUCCUGAUAUUUCUGAGGUGUUUCUUGAUAUAGGGGAAGAAGAUAAAGAAAGUGCAGUUUUCCAGCACAGUGAGAAGUUAGCUAUGGCAUUUGGGCUCAUCGCUUCAGAACCUCAGACGACGAUUAGAAUCGUGAAGAACCUUAGAAUGUGCGUAGAUUGUCACAGAACGGCAAAGUUGGUGUCAAAAGUGUAUGAUAGAGAAGUUAUCGUAAGAGAUCGAACUCGUUUCCAUCAUUUCAGGAACGGUUCAUGUUCGUGUAAAGAUUAUUGGUGAGUUAAAUUAGACGGAAGAUUGUAACUUAUGAAUCAAAUAAUUCUUCAGAGUAUCUGAUGUCAGAAAUUAGAUUAGGUUUUGAAUUUAAGUUUUGCAGGUUCAGCGAGUAGGAUUGAAAUUUGUAGAA